This is a messenger RNA of Vicia villosa (hairy vetch), 1562 nucleotides long. RefSeq names its product thaumatin-like protein 1. The coding region runs from base 139 to 1098 and encodes 319 amino acids. Gene Ontology annotation, cellular component: extracellular region. Gene Ontology annotation, biological process: defense response. The transcript has 3 exons. Lineage: Eukaryota; Viridiplantae; Streptophyta; Magnoliopsida; Fabales; Fabaceae. The record is from RefSeq and is a predicted model, not a curated record.
GCACCUUCUACCAUUCAGAUUCCCCCCACCACUCUCUCCUUAUCCUCCUCCCUUUUUCUUCACUCUUUUUCAAAGAGUGAUAAUAUUAAUAUAUACUAUACUAUAGUAUUUAAUUUACUAUAGCAAAUCAUAUAUUCUAUGGGUCUAUUUUUAAAUAACCAACAUUAUCUUCAACCUAUCUUAUGCUUCUUAAUCUUCCUUGUUUUCAAAGGUGUUUUAGUUUCCGGUGCAACAUUUACGUUUCUGAAUAAAUGCGAUUACACAGCAUGGCCAGGAAUUUACGGAAAACCGGAACUCGGAACAACCGGUUUCCAGCUCACAAAAGGAACAUCCAGAACCUUCCAAGCCCCAACCGGCUGGUCCGGUAGAUUCUGGGCAAGAACCGGUUGUCAAUUCGACGACUCCGGCCACGGAACAUGCCUCACCGCCGACUGUGGCUCCGGCGAAAUCUCCUGCAACGGCGCUACCGCUUCACCACCUGCCACUCUCGCCGAAUUCACACUCGGAACCGGUUCACUAGACUUCUACGACGUGAGCCUCGUCGACGGUUACAAUCUCCCGAUGCUGGUAACCACGAGCGGCGGGACAGGGACGUGUGCCGUUACGGGAUGUAGUACGGAUAUCAAUAAGAAGUGUCCGUCGGAAUUGAAGGUUGCGAACGGUGGCGCGUGUAAUAGUGCUUGUGGCGCGUUUGGGAAAGCGGAGUAUUGUUGUAACGGUGCGUUUAGUAACCCGGACACGUGUAAGCCUUCUGUUUAUUCGGAAAUGUUUAAAUCUGCGUGUCCUAAAUCUUAUAGCUACGCUUAUGAUGAUGCAACUAGCACUUUUACUUGUGCUGGUGCUGAUUAUACUAUCACAUUUUGUCCUUCUUCUACACCUAGUCUAAAGUCAGCGACGGAUUCGGGUUCUAAUGAUACGAAGGAAACGGGUAAUUCGGCUUCGGGUGGCGGCUCGGAGCAAUCGGAACUGGCUUCAGCUUCGUGGAUGGCUUAUAUGGCUACGGCUUCUGAGGCUUCUACGAGAAGCGGAACUUCAAUGGUUUCUUUGUUGUUGUUGGUGGUGGUUGGUUUCAUUUUUAAUGUUUUAGUGUUUCGUUGAUUUUAGUUUGUAUCUUUAUCUUACUUUUUAAGAGAAUAUAAAUAGAGAUAUACGGUUGGUAAAAUUGUUAAAUUAGUGUAGUGUUGAAACAUUGUUUGUUAAAUUGUGUAUAGACUAGAGUAAUAAGGAAUUCAGUUAUUUGUUGCAUGGGUUGAUUGUGGUUUGGUGUGAUGAUUAGUUUAAUUAUAAUUUAUUAGGCUUUGGAGUUGGAGGGUAAGGUGGAGGUGGGUUAGUGAAUCACAUUCUCUUGAUUUUGAGUGUGAACAAGAAGUUGUGUACUGAAUUGAUGGGUAAUUCAAUUAGUGGGUUUUGAGGCCCAUCACCUUUUUGUGAGGGGGGAGAUAGAAAAAUGAACGAUUGUGAUGCUCUCAUUUCUUUUUUACGUUAAGGUUUUAAAAACUAUGCCAUUGUUAAUUCAUGGAGAUCAAGACACUUAUUCACAACUUAAUGAUUUGUAUCACUAA